Messenger RNA from Rhinocladiella mackenziei CBS 650.93, 1704 nucleotides. RefSeq lists its product as uncharacterized. The transcript is spliced from 2 exons. The coding region runs from base 1 to 1704 and encodes 567 amino acids. Lineage: Eukaryota; Fungi; Ascomycota; Eurotiomycetes; Chaetothyriales; Herpotrichiellaceae. Gene Ontology annotation, molecular function: transmembrane transporter activity. Gene Ontology annotation, cellular component: fungal-type vacuole membrane. Gene Ontology annotation, biological process: transmembrane transport. The record is from RefSeq and is a predicted model, not a curated record.
AUGACCUCCGCCCCAACUGAAGAACAACUCCACGGAACUCCCCUGAGCGUGGCUCAGGACGCAAGCCGUCCCAAUCUCUUACAAGCCCAGCAUCACGAACAUCCUUCAUGGUCUUCCACAACACCCAUAGCUCCUCUAGAUCCCGAGAAACGAUCAUGGAAGGAAAGUGAAGAAACACUGGAGGCCAGUGCCUCGGCAGAAUGCCUCCCGAACCAAAAAGGGUCAUUCGAAACGGAAAAAUCAAAUCAAGGCUCUCAUGAACUACCAGUUCUCCCACGCCCAGGGAUAGGUUCCCGACAGGAUACAGCCCCGUCCAUUGCGGCAGCUCCAUUCACUUCAUAUUGCUGUGAUCUCGAAAGAUCUCACAGCCAUGGGCCCUCGAGUUCACCCCGUCCUCGGUCAUCGUCGUCUUCGAGCUCGGCCCCAACCUUACAUGAAGUGCCCAGUGCGCUGGCCAAUGCUAGUAGAGUCUCGACUGAUGCUUAUGGUAACAUAUAUCCCGAAGGAGGGAGAGAAGCAUGGUUGUGUGUGUUUGGCUCGUUCUGCGGACUGAUGUCCGCUCUUGGUAUGAUGAAUACUCUGGGCACAUACCAAGCGUAUCUAUCGAUUCAUCAGCUUCACGGUCACACCGAAAGCACCAUUGGUUGGAUUUUUGGCAUUUAUGCCUUUCUGUCAUUCUUCCUGGGCAUCCAAAUCGGCCCUGUCUUUGACGCAAAAGGCCCGCGAUGGCUCGUUCUCGCUGGGUCUGUCUUUAUGCUGGCCACCCAUCUUUUGAUGGGCAUCUGCAAUGAAUACUGGCAGUUCUUGAUCGUCAUUGGCGUCAUGGGCGGUUUCGGGACAUCUCUCGUCUUCACGCCUGCCAUUGCAGCCAUUGGACAUUUCUUCCUGCGCAAGAGAGGUCAAACCACCGGCCUCGCGGCGGCCGGGGGUUCUCUUGGUGGAAUCGUCUUCCCAUUGACAUUGCAAGCUCUCUUUCCCAAGAUCGGCUGGGCCUGGUCGACUCGUGUGUGCGCAUUGAUCAAUCUGGCUCUCCUCAGCUCUGCCAACCUCUUCAUCAAAUCUCGUCUCCCCCCCCGCAAGGCCACGAAGGAGAAUAUCCUCCCUGACUUCCGCAUCUUCAGGGAUCCCAUUUUUGCCUUGACGACCGCUGGAGUAUUCUUUGUCGAAUGGGGCCUUUUCGUCCCCUUAACCUAUCUCAGCAGCUAUGCUCUGAGCCAUGGGGUAUCGACCGCGUUCUCCUAUCAACUCAUUGCCAUCUUGAACGUGGGAUCGUGCUUCGGUCGGUAUUUUCCUGGGUUCGUGGCCGACAAAGUCGGCCGAUUUAAUGCCAUGGUGGUCACGAUUUUUCUGUGCCUCGUUUCCACUUUAGCGCUCUGGCUUCCCGCCGGCGGAUCCAUUGCUCUGAUCAUCGUAUACGCGAUCGUCUUCGGCUUCGCUUCAGGAUCCGGUAUCUCGCUAACUCCGGUCUGCGUGGGCCAGUUGUGCAAGGUUGAAAACUACGGAAGAUAUUAUGCCACUUGCUAUACAUUGGUGUCGUUUGGUUCUCUGACUGGAAUUCCCAUUGCUGGGCAAUUGGUAACUGUAUGCAAUGGAGAGUAUUGGGGACUGAUCGUGUUUACUAGCUGCGCUUAUGCGGCGUCAACGGCAAUGCUGACUACUGCGAGAGUGGUGGGUGCAGGAUGGAGUCCGAAGAAAAUAUAUUGA